This is a messenger RNA of Oncorhynchus tshawytscha (Chinook salmon), 2282 nucleotides long. RefSeq names its product protein FAM168A. NCBI's taxonomy places the organism in Eukaryota, Metazoa, Chordata, Actinopteri, Salmoniformes, Salmonidae. Gene Ontology annotation, biological process: positive regulation of base-excision repair. The record is from RefSeq and is a predicted model, not a curated record. The transcript has 9 exons. The coding region runs from base 241 to 1008 and encodes 255 amino acids.
CCAGUCCCCCAUCCCUCCCUCUCUCGGCAUCCCCAUCCCCCAUUCCGCGGUGUUCCCAACGCCGCUGCAAGCUCGAAAUCGCUGUAGUGAGAAGCUAGAGCACCGACACCGUAUACAUUGCCAGUGCCAGCGAGUUUGAAGAUACCUGAACAAAAUAAGGAAUUUAGAGAGCAACAUUUGUCAACCAGACAUUGAUUUGCAUAUCCACUCCCACCUCUUCCUCAUUUGCAUACAGCGAGAAUGGCGAGCGGGCACCCCACUGACAAAUACAGUUUCAUGUACCAACCAGACACGCACAAGAGUAAGAACAGAUUACCCAGCAGUAUGAAUCCCGUCUACAGUCCUGUUCAGCCUGGAGCUCCGUACGGUAACCCCAAGAACAUGGCCUACACAGGCUACCCAGGAGGUUACCCUACUGCUGCUCCCACCUACACACCUAACCUCUACCAAACGGGUAGUCCAGGGUACCCACCAGGAUACACUACAGCGGGUACUCCGUAUAAAGUGCCCCCCACCCAGACGAACGGAGCCCCUCCGCCAUACUCCCCCUCCCCCAACCCCUACCAAACAGCCAUGUACCCCAUCAGAAGUGCCUACCCCCAGCAGAACCUGCAGAGCAUGCAGAACCUGCAGAGCAUGCAGAACCUGCAGAACUUAUAUGCACAGGCAGCAGCGUAUUAUGGCCAGCCAGUGUAUGCGGCCCAGCCCUAUGCGUAUUACACCCAGCCUGUGUAUGCUGCUCAGCCUCAGCCUCAUGUAAUCCACCACACCACAGUGGUUCAGCCAAACAGCCUGCCCUCAGCCCUCUACCCCGCCCCGGUCCAAGCCCCUAGAAACAACGGAAUGGCUGCCAUGGGGAUGGUUGCCGGGACCACCAUGGCUAUGAGUGCAGGAACCCUGUUGACCACGCCUCAGCACGCUCAGCUGGGUGCUCACCAACACGUCACCAUGCCACAGUACCGGUCCCAGGGCACACCUGGUUACAGCUAUGUCCCUCCCCACUGGUAGACCCCGCCCCCGAGAGAUCUGGAGUCCAACGUAUGCAACUACUCCAGUCUUACACGGGCUUCUUAUGGUCACCAUGGCAACCUCACAUCUGUCUGCAACAACAAAACUAAAGAGCAACGGACACUUGCUGCAUUCUGUAGUGUUUUAUAAAAGCUUUUUUUUUUACACAAAUCUUUUCUUCUUCUUUGAUUUGCCAAUAUGUCAAUUUAUUACGUUGUUUUCUUUUGUUUGUUUUAUUUAUUUCAUUUUUAUUAUUUUUUUAUUUUACAUCAUUUCAAUUUUUCCAUUGUCAUUGGAACUCCAGAGUGAUUGACCAAUCAUGGGUGUCUGUUGCUCUGCUUGUGGUCCGUGUUCUGUUGGUGGGGUCCAGAUCCAAUGGUGGGAAUGUACUGGACACUUCCACCACCACCUUCAUCAUCACGCCAUCAUCAUCAUCAAUUUAUGCUGCCAAAUUUUCUAACGAUUAGAUGUCAGCACAGGGUUUUGAUUUCAUUGAUUUCUGUUUGUUUUAACCCUUUAAUUUUCCAACAAAGCACUGUGUUGGAACAGUAUACCUCUUUUCUCUUUGUUCACAAUCUCUGUUCCACUUCUCCUUCUGAUCUGCAGUUCAUCUUCCACUUCUGAUAACAAGGGUUGUCUUCCAGCUGCUAGCUGUUUCUUAGAUCUGUAACGUCUAGAUCCGCUGUCUGACUAGAUCUGUAACGUCUAGAUCCACUGUCUGACUAGAUCCGCUAUCUGACUAGAUCUGUAACGUCUAGAUCCACUGUCUGACUAGAUCCGCUAUCUGACUAGAUCUGUAACAUCUAGAUCCACUAUCUGACUAGAUCUGUAACAACUAGAUCUGCUGUCUGACUAGAUCCGCUAUCUGACUAGAUCUGUAACGUCUAUAUCCACUGUCUGACUAGAUCUGUAACGUCUAGAUCCACUAUCUGACUAGAUCUGUAACGUCUAGAUCCACUGUCUGACUAGAUCCGCUAUCUGACUAGAUCUGUAACGACUAGAUCCACUGUCUGACUAGAUCCGCUAUCUGACUAGAUCUGUAACGUCUAGAUCCACUGUCUGACUAGAUCCGCUAUCUGACUAGAUCUGUAACGUCUAGAUCCACUGUCUGACUAGAUCCGCUAUCUGACUAGAUCUGUAACGUCUAGAUCCACUGUCUGACUAGAUCUGCUAUCUGACUAGAUCUGUAACGUCUAGAUCCACUGUCUGACUAGAUCCGCUAUCUGACUAGAUCUGUAACGUCUAGAUCCACUGUCUGACUAGAUCUGUAACAC